AACAACUCUUCUCCUCAAUUUCCUCUUCAUCUUCUUCUUCCUCUGUUUUUUUUUUUGGCUUUCAAUUUUCAAUUUUUGAUAUUUCUCUGAACUUUUAGUAACAAUGGUGACUGAAGGUACAGAGAAACCCACCAUUAUUUUCACCUAUGGAACACUCAAAAGAGGAUUUUCAAAUCACGUUCUCUUACAAGACAUGAUAGCCGCCGGCGAUGCUUCUUUCCUCGGCGUUUACCAAACCGUCGAUCGUCUCCCUCUCGUCUGUGGUCCUUACCGUGUUCCCUUCCUCCUCAAUUUUCCCGGCUCCGGCGAGCACGUCCGCGGCGAGCUUUACGCCGUUUCCGCUCGCGGAUUGAUCCGUAUGGAUGAAUUAGAAGGAAUUACCCGGGCCCAUUACGAGAGGCUUCCAAUCAAAAUCCGGGCCGAUGAAGAUGAAGAAUCAGAAUCGGGGAAGACAAUGGAGGUGGAAGCGUAUUAUGCACACAGAAACUACGCGGAGGCGCUGUGGAAGAGAAACGGGGAGAAGGGUUUCAGAUGUUAUACAGAGAAAGAGGCAAAAGGGUAUGUGAAGCGUAAAGAUAGGCCACAACAUUUAACAUUUUUGGAGCAAAUUGGGAUUUUCAUUUCUUCUAACCCUAAUUCUUGUUGUUGCAACAAAAAUCUUCCUGUUCCUUCAGCUCUUCCAGUCAAUGUUGUUAACCAUUGAAAAUUUGGGUUUGAUUUUUGAAGUUUAUAAUUAAUUAGGAAGAAGUUAUGAUGAUUAAUUAAGGGUUAAAUGAUCUGCUGCUGAAAAUAAGUUUGUUAUUAUUAGAUCAUAGAUGUUGAUGCUGAAUGUUUGACAGAUUGUUUUUCUGUCUUUCUGCAAAAUUGCAAAAGCAAAUGAUUUGAUCUGAUUUGUAAUUAUUGACUUCAUUUGCUGCAUAUGAAACUACAAUUUUUAUGUUUA
Solanum tuberosum (potato) is the source of this 943-nucleotide messenger RNA. RefSeq names its product putative gamma-glutamylcyclotransferase At3g02910. The record is from RefSeq and is a predicted model, not a curated record. Gene Ontology annotation, cellular component: cytosol. Gene Ontology annotation, molecular function: gamma-glutamylaminecyclotransferase activity. The transcript has a single exon. NCBI's taxonomy places the organism in Eukaryota, Viridiplantae, Streptophyta, Magnoliopsida, Solanales, Solanaceae. Bases 104 to 703 code for a protein of 199 amino acids.